AUGAAUGCUCUUCGUUCUACAAAGCAAUCAUAUCAUUGGUUUGAAAACCAACAGACAAAAAAACUUUUAGAAGAAUUUCCUCAUAUGAUUGCUUCCCUCGGAAAACCGAGAGAAGAGAUUCCGUACGAAAAUCGCAAGAAUUUGGCUCCUGGUUUGAAAGGUUAUUAUGUUCAUAGACUUUUAGUAAACGCUGUAGCAAUGUGGGCUUCACCUCGUUAUGCUUGUUAUAUUUUCAUGAUGUUAGAUGAACUAUAUAAAGCAGAACGUGGAGAGAUGGAAAAGAGACUUCAAGCAAAAGAUGAAGUCAUUGAAUCCAAAGACAAAAGCAUACAGAAAAGAAUACCGCGUUCAGUACCAAAAGGAAAGGAAAAGAGUUAUAAGUAUAUGAUAUAUACUGAAGAGUUGGAGAAAGAAGAAGACAGAGAUAUGGUUAUGUUGCAUUUAGUGAGAAGAAACAACAAGAGCUUUUAUGACUUAGCUAAGAUAUAUAAAUCUGACAGAAACUGGUUCUAUCGUGAAAACUUACCGAUUUCAAUGACACCGAAUGAGCAAAUAAAGGAAAUU
Molecule: messenger RNA, 564 nt
Organism: Trichomonas vaginalis G3
Lineage: Eukaryota; Parabasalia; Trichomonadida; Trichomonadidae
Product: KilA, N-terminal/APSES-type HTH, DNA-binding family
Exons: 1
Source: RefSeq, a predicted model, not a curated record